This is a messenger RNA of Marasmius oreades (fairy-ring Marasmius), 861 nucleotides long. RefSeq lists its product as uncharacterized. Lineage: Eukaryota; Fungi; Basidiomycota; Agaricomycetes; Agaricales; Marasmiaceae. The record is from RefSeq and is a predicted model, not a curated record. The transcript is spliced from 5 exons. Gene Ontology annotation, molecular function: peroxiredoxin activity. Bases 1 to 861 code for a protein of 286 amino acids.
AUGGUAUUAUGGUGUAUGAUUUAUGCAAUCGCGAUAUCGGCUUUCAAACAUAUGGUUAUUACGGAAGGAGAUGCAUUCGCAGACAUCUUUAUUACCAUCAACCAUCAUCUAUUCAUUCCGACGUUUGGCCCAAGUUUUGCGCUUGGAAUGUCAAACUUGGUCACUUCAUCUUUCCUGAAACGGAUACAAUCAAUUUAUCCACCUCAGUCGUCGAACAAAGUUUGGAGAAAUCCGUGGUAUAUUGUCGCCAGUGUGGCAUAUAACGCAAGCAACGAACCUCACGCUAUUCCUCAUAUUUUCCGGCAUGCACUGCAGUCAACCUCGACUCACGACGAACGGCUACUCCUCGCUCGCAAAACACGCGAUGCGUUGUUCAAAUCGGGACUGAACAGUGGAUAUGCAAAAACUAUCAACAGCCUGGUAGCGUUAGAUGAAGUGAUGCCUCCGGAAUUGAAGGACAAGGAACCUCUGAGAAAUCGGAAAACUUACCUGCCAGAGCAUGAAGCGGCAGGUCAGAAAUUCUUUAGAGAUCUCUACGGUGAUACAGCAGGUUCCGUGCAGAAAUUGCUCGAUGUUGUGUACCCGGAAAUGGGCUGGUUUUCGACCACCAUAGGGUACGGGCUUGUAUAUGGUUACAACGAAGUCCUUACUCCACUCGAGACAUCAUACAUGCUUGUGGGCACCCUCAUUGCGAGCGACACGCCGAGGCAAAUCAACUGGCAUCUGAAGGGAGCCCGCCGGCUCGGGGCUACCCGUGAGGAGGUGAAAGCUGUGCGGCAGAUCGCUAUGGAAGUCGCUUCUGCAUGUGGAGUCAAGUGGAAGGAUGGUGUGCCAGAGUUGUUGGACGAGGGAGAAGACUGA